AGGAGGCCGGAAGAGAGACUGGGGACGGUCUCCUGCUACGGUGGCCUGAAGGAGAGGCGAAGUAGUUGCAACCGAAUAUAUUCAUUGUGCGACUCACAAUCGUGAUGUCUUUCAAGAGAGAAGGGGACGAUUGGAGUCAACUCAAUGUGCUCAAAAAACGUAGAGUUGGAGAUCUUUUGGCCAGUUACAUCCCAGAGGAUGAAGCGCUUAUGCUACGGGAUGGACGCUUUGCCUGUGCCAUCUGUCCCCACCGACCAGUCCUGGACACCCUGGCCAUGCUGACUGCCCACCGAGCAGGCAAGAAACACCUGUCCAGCCUACAGCUUUUCUAUGGCAAAAAGCAGCCGGGAAAAGAAACAGAGCAAAAUCCAAGACCGCAGAGUGAAUCAAGGAGGGAAGAAACCAAGGCUGAGGCUCCUCUGCUAACCCAGACCCGACUUAUCACCCAGAGGGCUCUGCACAGAGCUCCCCAUUACAACAGUUGCUGCCGCCGGAAGUUCAGACCGGAAGCGCCUGGUCCUUCCGUCUCCCGUACCCCUUUGCCAUCCCCGGAGACUGAACUCGAAAGUAGGGAACCUGAGCCUGGGGGCGGCCCACAGGCCACGGAGUCGGCAGCUGUCUCAGCCCCUGCCCCUCUGAGCCCCGCAAGAAGGCGAGCGCUGGAUCAUUACCUCACCCUUCGAAGCUCUGGAUGGAUCCCAGAUGGACGAGGUCGAUGGGUAAAAGAUGAAAAUGUUGAGUUUGACUCUGACGAGGAGGAACCUCCAGGUCUCCCCCUAGACUGACACCCCCUUUCCCCAUUCAGUUCAUAAAUAAACUACAAUGGGCGCUGGGAGCCCAACUUUCUUCAA
This is a messenger RNA of Tupaia belangeri chinensis (Chinese tree shrew), 851 nucleotides long. RefSeq names its product sodium channel modifier 1 (gene SCNM1). The record is from RefSeq and is a predicted model, not a curated record. Gene Ontology annotation, biological process: RNA splicing. The transcript has 7 exons. Lineage: Eukaryota; Metazoa; Chordata; Mammalia; Scandentia; Tupaiidae. The coding region runs from base 105 to 785 and encodes 226 amino acids. Gene Ontology annotation, cellular component: nucleus.